Aspergillus vadensis CBS 113365 is the source of this 915-nucleotide messenger RNA. RefSeq lists its product as uncharacterized. The record is from RefSeq and is a predicted model, not a curated record. The coding region runs from base 138 to 683 and encodes 181 amino acids. The transcript has a single exon. NCBI's taxonomy places the organism in Eukaryota, Fungi, Ascomycota, Eurotiomycetes, Eurotiales, Aspergillaceae.
UGGCAUGGCUCAAUGACAGCUCCGGCCCCAGUCCCAGGGCAAGGAGUCGUGGGCUCCACGAUCUGCUGGCUGGGCAGACUGUCAUCCAGCCCGUCAAGAUUCGUCAGGUUCGAGACAGACAGCUCUACGCACAAUGUAUGUACUUCGUACGCACGCCGGUCGUAUGCAAGUGCCUCCGCAGACGCAUAGAACAAUCCAUGUAUGCAUCCAACCAGAGGAGAGUUUUGGAUACACCGUCGAUCCACCGUCUCUCCACUUUUGUCUUUGACAGACCAGACUGGGCGGUAUUUUUUUCAGUGACCGCGGAUGCAGUCAAUGGCCGAUCAUCAUCGACAGUAUCAAUAACCCUAGCGACACCACAGGGCUGGAACAUGUCGCUUAGGCCUCUGCUAUGCAUAGAGACCUCUCCAGUCACUCUCCGCAAAACCUACGCACAAUGGCUGCAAGAAAAACCAGAAAAAGAAAUCGCGCGAGGCACCAAAUGUACCUUUUUGUUGCCUUUACCCAUCUAUCAACCUGACUUUGUGCCAGGACCACAUUGUGGCUGCUCUCUAUCAUUUGCUUAUUUGUCUCCUCCCUUGCUUGCUUUUCCUGCCCUCCCUUUCUGCACCACACACCCAUUGGACCCAGCUCCUGUCCUAGGGUCGGUCCGUGAAUCCGGAGCAGCAAUUAGACAUGACUGAGGAUCUUCACGGGCUCGGUACCAUUGGUCUAUUCGCAUCCUUCUAGUCAGACAGAGCCGUUACUGGGUCUCACCAAGCGCAAAACGUUUAUAUCCCCAUCUUUUCCCCCUUCCCCUGCGAGUGUCCCCCUCACAGUGACACGCGGAACAGUGCUCCUUUCGCUCAUUGGGGGGUCAGUCGGACCCCAGGUUUUAUAUGAGUAACGUUGCUGGUCUCUGUACACAGAGGCCCG